Messenger RNA from Linnemannia hyalina, 1281 nucleotides. The record is from the annotation of a GenBank genome assembly. NCBI's taxonomy places the organism in Eukaryota, Fungi, Mortierellomycota, Mortierellomycetes, Mortierellales, Mortierellaceae.
AUGGCAUCAGCACUCUACCGAUUCCUUCUUCAAGACGGACUCACCUCACCCGUUUCCUCAUUCGCAACCCUCAACCAGAUCUACUUUGCCCUCGCAACGACCUCCGUCCUCGCCGCCGCUACUCUACCCUUUUUACGCGCUUCCGUCCUCUCCUACGGCAAACUGGAUUCUACCCCCUCUGCCUCAUCCACAAAAUCAACCACGAAGAACCCUUCAACCCCUCACGGCAAUUGGAUCAAGACCAUCAAGAGUUUACAAGUCCCAAAAGUCUGGUUCUCUCACUUCUAUGUUUAUGCUACCUUCUGGAUGCUCUACUGCACCUUUGAUCUCUGGGUUUACUCCUCCCCGGCCGUCGUCUUCCCCCCAACCUCAAUCUCAUAUUCAACAAAAACUACAGUUAUCCGAAGCAUGCCUGCCAUCCUGACCUCCACGCGCCACUAUUGGAGUCUCUUGACCUUGCUCAACUACCUCGGGAUCAUGCCAGCGCACAUCCCUCCCUUCGCUUCGGCACACCACUCAGCAACGACAACAAACGAACCAUUCAUCGUUCAAGCAUGGACCCCUCCACCUCACGUCUUGCUCACCAUGGCCUGUUAUUUCCUUCAAGUCAUCCGUCGCUGGUACGAGUCCUGGUUUGUCGAGCGACCUUCCGUCGCGGCUAAGAUUCAUGUCACACACUACAUUGUCGGGAUUACUUUCUACUCUGCGAUGGCUCCCUCUACAUGGAUCGACGCUUACGAGGCUUGGAUCGAACAGGGUGCAGCAACUGGCCCAGCAGGGAGCAUCACAGCAACAUCGGCAGUGCCUCCACAAGAUUCGAUGCUCUUUGGACUCAAUGGGCAGUGUCUUCUCGGAUUGAUGGUGUUCGUCUGGGCAAGCUGGCACCAAUAUAACUGCCACGUCAUCCUCGCCAAUCUUCGCCCUAAACCUGUGAGGAAAGAAGACAACCCCAAGAGUCAGGAUUACAAGAUUCCCUUUGGAGACUGGUUCCAAUAUAUGGUGGCACCCCAUUACUCGGCCGAGAUGUUGAUCUACCUGAGUUUGUACCUCAUGGCAUCAUCGUCGCCCUUGACCGCCAACUCUUCGACAGCGCCGACAUUGUUGUGUGCCUGGGGAUGGGUGGUUGUUAACUUGGGCAUUGUUGCAAGGGAGACAGAUCAGUGGUACAGAACCCGCUUUGGAGACCGGUAUGCUGCCAUUGGAUCUCCUGUUGGCGCAGCAAAGGCCUCUCGAUCAGGACGAGGUGCAAGGCGAUACAUCCUGAUUCCCUUUGUCUACUGA